CUAAAAUCAACAUGGAAGACGAAAAGCAAAUAAUUACCAGUGAUAUUUGUUGAAUAACUGCACAUUUAGUUUGUGCCUGAAAUAGAGGCCCUUGAGAUGUCUGAGGCGCCCCAACAACCACCAUCGGCCCAGCCCACCCCACCCCCUCCAACCCAGAAUCCCCCUAAACCACCGUCCCAUCCCCCUACACCAGUGACAACACCCCCAGCACAACCAGAACAGCAAAAUAGUCAACCACAGCCAAACAACCAACAACAGCUUCAGGCACAGCAAAACAACCAGCAAACAAACCAACUGCAACAGCAAAACAACCAGCACCCUGGCCAACAACAAUUACAGAAUGACCAGCAAGUAGUUCAACAUCUACAACCAAAUAACCAGCAAAUUCAACAGCAGCAACAGCAGCAAAAUGCUCCACAGCACCAGCUUAUUCAACAGCAGCAAAAUGGUCAACAAAUACAACAGCAGCAACAACAGCAUCAAAUGCAGCCAAACCUUCACCCACCUAACGUACAGCGUCA
Molecule: messenger RNA, 521 nt
Organism: Owenia fusiformis
Lineage: Eukaryota; Metazoa; Annelida; Polychaeta; Sabellida; Oweniidae
Source: the annotation of a GenBank genome assembly